Molecule: messenger RNA, 536 nt
Organism: Geodia barretti
Lineage: Eukaryota; Metazoa; Porifera; Demospongiae; Tetractinellida; Geodiidae
Source: the annotation of a GenBank genome assembly
CCAGGCAGUGACGUUGUGGGCCUGCAGGGAGAAAUACAGGGCAUUGCACUCGAAGCCUGACAGCUCACCAGGCCGCAGUCCCACAGUGGCUCUCACCUGUUCAUUCCCGGGAUGUUUCCCCAGAAGUAUCGAGCUCUGUGGGUGGCCGAGAUGUCCUUGGCAUCCACCACCACCGGAUUACACUAGAAAAACAUAUGUGCCCAUGCUUCUUACCAAGAAAUAGAGGAACCUCGAGAUGGUCUGCUUGUCGUUGGCUCUCAUGGACACUACGUUCUCAUAGAGCCAGAAGAGAGGCCUGUCGCUGUACAGCCUCACAUAGGACAGGAUGCGGAAGAAUUCAAAGAACAGUCUCCCGGUACCCUCUGCGCAGUGGAGGACAAUGGUUACAGUGGCCAUACUGGUUCCAAAGGCUAUGAAAAGCACUUGAAAGUGCAUAACCCUCGCCACUUUAUUCUUUAUUUCAGCAGCCAAUGGCUACUAGUUACACUACCUCAGUCUUUUGCACAUGCGUGUUCAAUACUAGUUACUACUACAGC